Molecule: messenger RNA, 1051 nt
Organism: Hibiscus syriacus
Lineage: Eukaryota; Viridiplantae; Streptophyta; Magnoliopsida; Malvales; Malvaceae
Product: BRI1 kinase inhibitor 1-like
Exons: 2
Coding region: 1-906 (301 amino acids)
Cellular component (GO): plasma membrane
Molecular function (GO): kinase inhibitor activity
Source: RefSeq, a predicted model, not a curated record
AUGGCGGUUAUUGGACAUUGGUUCACUUCUUUCUUGAUGCUUGUUGUAAAUCAAUCCCCAGCUUCACCUCCUUCAGCAUCUUCAUUCCCUUCUCAUGAAUUCUCCUUCACAGUCGUAUCUCUCCAUUCUUCCUCCAACACUAUCCCGGGUAAAACCAAAACCCCGCCUUCAAUGGCUAUCGAUUUGUCACCAGCAGAUGACAUUUUCUUUCAUGGUCAUUUGCUCCCUCUCCACCUCCUUUCUCACCUCCAGGUGUCUCCACGUUGCUCUACGAAUUCAUUGGAUGGAUGCAACGUUCCUGUUAGAGAUUUAUUUGAUGAAUCCAAACCUGAUAAACUCAGCAGCACCAAUUAUAAAAGCAAAAGCGACAGCAAUAUCAGAAGCAGAAACAAGAACCAUGGGAAUGCCAAAGUUGGUAACUUUCAUCAAAGCCACGACGUUGAAGCCAAAGGAAGGCCCAAGUCCAAGUCUUUCUCCUUACCCCGUAUAACAAGGUGGCACCACCACAAAGGGCGUGGCGUCAGGGAAACAGAAGAAAAAGAGAAGCACAAGACAAAGAUGAGAUUCGACUUGAGACAUGUUUUGAAGAGGUACGUGAGGCUGGUUCGGCCGUUGUUGCUCUUCAGAGGAAGGAGAUUGAACCGCCAUCCCCAUAGGCAAUCUCACUCAUUUUCAGGCCAUUUCAGUUCGAGAAGCAAAGACAAAGAGUUGAGAGCAAGGAGAGAUUGCUGUUCAGCGCCGGCUUCGAUGAGGAUAUCGCCUACGAACAGUGGUCUUCUUGUUGCAACCACGGGCUACUCUUCUUCAACCAGUUACAGCACCAUGGAAGAGUUGCAGGCUGCAAUUCAAGCUGCGAUUGCCCAUUGCAAGAAUUCCAUUAAAGGGGAAGACAAAUUUAACUGCUAGGCCCAGUUUCGAUUUUGUUCUUUUCAUAUUUAUUAACUUCAAUAGGUUAUUUUACCUUCUUUUCCUUUUUACUGCAUAUAUAUAAUUAUAUUUUCCUGUGUAUAAAAUGGUACAUUUUAUAAAGGAGUAUGCAAUUAGUUUGAAG